Vitis vinifera (wine grape) is the source of this 2148-nucleotide messenger RNA. RefSeq names its product 26S proteasome non-ATPase regulatory subunit 14-like. Gene Ontology annotation, cellular component: proteasome regulatory particle, lid subcomplex. Bases 219 to 1376 code for a protein of 385 amino acids. Gene Ontology annotation, biological process: protein deubiquitination; proteasome-mediated ubiquitin-dependent protein catabolic process. The transcript has 6 exons. The record is from RefSeq and is a predicted model, not a curated record. NCBI's taxonomy places the organism in Eukaryota, Viridiplantae, Streptophyta, Magnoliopsida, Vitales, Vitaceae. Gene Ontology annotation, molecular function: metallopeptidase activity; proteasome binding; protein binding.
CCUGGUUGUUGCUUGGGCAAGGGGAAAUCAGUUGGGGGAUUCUUAGAGAGCUGAGAGUAGGGUUGAUAGAGGCGUGUUUUGGAAGCUUGAGGGAGAUAACCAGAGAAAGAGAGAGUUGCAGACAGCUUGAGGAAGGAAACCAGUGAGGAGCCUUAGAGGGAACGGGAGAGAAGCGGAGGUUUAGAGUGAGUUUUCACAGAGGAGCUGAGGAAUAGAAGAUGAGGACUAAAAGAGAUCUGCAAAGUUUCGGGCAAGAAAUCAAGGGAACCAAAGGAGCUGAAGGAAGAGAAGCAGAUGAAGGUUGUGUUGUGGACUUCCAGGUUGUUUUAUAUAAGACUAGACUGGCACCCAAAGAGAAAUCUUGCUCCCAAAGAAAUCAAAAUCCGAUCGACCAGAGAGAAACCGAAAGAAACCGAGAGAAAGCCAGAGGAAAUUCAGAGAUGGAAAGGCUGCAGCGAAUGUUUGCCGGUGCAGGAGGGGCAUUGGGGCACCCUCCGCCGGAUUCGCCGACUCUGGACUCGUCGGAGCAGGUUUACAUUUCCUCUCUCGCUCUCCUCAAAAUGCUCAAACACGGGAGAGCUGGAGUUCCCAUGGAAGUCAUGGGUCUGAUGCUGGGAGAGUUCGUUGAUGAGUACACAGUUCGUGUAGUAGAUGUGUUCGCGAUGCCGCAGAGUGGUACUGGCGUUAGUGUCGAGGCCGUUGAUCAUGUUUUCCAGACUAAUAUGCUUGAUAUGCUCAAACAAACUGGAAGACCUGAGAUGGUGGUAGGAUGGUACCAUUCACAUCCUGGAUUUGGCUGCUGGCUCUCUGGUGUGGACAUUAACACACAACAGAGUUUUGAAGCUCUGAAUCAGCGAGCUGUGGCAGUAGUGGUGGAUCCAAUUCAGAGUGUUAAGGGGAAGGUUGUGAUUGAUGCUUUCCGUUUGAUAAAUCCCCAAACCAUGAUGCUUGGCCAAGAGCCUCGACAGACAACAUCAAAUCUUGGGCAUCUUAACAAACCAUCCAUUCAGGCUUUGAUACACGGAUUGAACAGGCACUAUUACUCAAUAGCUAUUAAUUACAGGAAGAAUGAACUCGAGGAAAAGAUGUUACUGAACCUACACAAGAAGAAAUGGACAGAUGGGCUUACACUUAAACGAUUUGAUACCCACUCCAAAACCAAUGAGCAGACCGUUCAGGUUAGUGAAGGUUUCAGUGACUUUCAAAUUUAUAGCGCAUUACAGUUAUGGGAAUAUAUGCUCAAUUUGUUUUUGUGCUGCAUCUGGCACACUCCUACCCCAGUUUCUAUCUGUGUGAUGUCUUCUAUUCUCUUGGACGUUCAAAUUAUUUUGUUGAGAUUUGAUGUCUUGUUCUCCAUGAGCAACCUAACAGGUUGAUGGCCUUCUUGUUUCUACUUAGUAAUAGCUUUGAACUGUUUGGGAUGGGGAUCAGUGUGGGGGUUGGUCUUGUUUUAUUUGAGUGGAGAGUAGAAAAAGAAUUUAACCAAUUCAAAAUGUUUUGCAUUUGUGGGCAUGCAACGGGCCCUUAAAUGUAAUUAGUAAGAAAGCUGACAAGCUUGUUGUCAUGGAAGGGACUAAAGGCAACCUUUCUAUGCAAGUUACAAUGAGAAGACUCUAUUUGAUUGAUAUAUAUUGAACAGAUAAACAUGCUUCUCAAAUAUUUUUGGAUGUGCAGGAGAUGCUUAGUCUAGCUAUCAAGUACAACAAGGCUGUACAGGAAGAGGAUGAGUUGCCACCGGAAAAGCUGGCAAUUGCAAAUGUUGGAAGGCAAGAUGCUAAGAAGCAUCUUGAAGAACAUGUCUCCAACUUGAUGUCCUCAAACAUUGUCCAAACUUUGGGAACCAUGCUCGAUACAGUUGUGUUCUAGACUGAAAUGUUCAGAACCAAACUUAACACCAGCCUGUUGUAGACAUUGUUGAAUUACAGAUGAACAACAGUUUGGGAAUGCUUUCCAUUGAAUUUUUUUUCUGUUAAUUUGCUUUUAAUUGCUAGAAAGACAAUGUUGUUCCAGCGGAAGCAAAAAGUAGUGUGAAAGUAAUGGAGGCCAAGUAUCAUGUGUCUUACUGAUUUGUACCAUGGAUGGAUCUUGAUCAUCAUUUAUGUUUGUUCCUCAUUUUUCGCAUAUUGCAAGUCCUGCGAGCUUUUCUUA